This is a messenger RNA of Colletotrichum acutatum, 419 nucleotides long. RefSeq lists its product as uncharacterized. The coding region runs from base 108 to 365 and encodes 85 amino acids. The record is from RefSeq and is a predicted model, not a curated record. NCBI's taxonomy places the organism in Eukaryota, Fungi, Ascomycota, Sordariomycetes, Glomerellales, Glomerellaceae. The transcript has a single exon.
GCCUAAUUUCUCCGGUGCCCGCCGCAUCAGUUUCGAGGAUUCUUCUCUGGAAUGAUACAAGGGCAUAAAACAUUGGAUGAACACCGGCAAACAACACUUUCGUUUUAAUGAGCGAGCUGUUUCGGGUUUCACUACAAAGUUUCGGGACACUUCGUAAGAGGAAAUACAACCAUCGUGUGUUUUGCAGAUUCAACCCCGUCACAGGUAAGGCUACGUCAAAUAUUGAUGAUCCUGAAGCUCAACCCUGUAUGAGAUGCGCUCGCCUGCCAGGUAAACUUUUAAAUGUAAUAAGCGCACACAGCGCAGUCCUUCGUUCUAAGGACAUGGUCCUAUGGAUAUCUUGUGGGACGGGCCGGACAGGCUAACUCCGGUGGCUCAAUAACGCCAGUGGCUAUGCCGGUUCAUGCCGAUAAUGCUUA